CCAGAGCUGCAUCCUUGGACUCCAGGACCCGCUGGCAGUGGGCCGCCACGGCCUGCAUUGCCGCGUGCAGCUCCUGCGGCUGUGAGAUGCCCUGCAUUGGCCAGCGGGCAUGCGUCAUAUGAGCGUGCGCUGGCGGCGCUCAGCUCCCUCAUCUCGGGCCGUCAGCGCAAAGACACCGGCAUGUGGGCACACGCCUUUGAGAUGAUGCAAUCAUACCUGGAGGCAAGUGGCCCAGCCAUCCGCCAUGCCCGGCUUAGCCUUGAAGAGCCUUUGGGCGAGCUGAGCGUGAUCCACGUGGCGGGCACAAAGGGCAAGGGCUCCACCUGCGCUAUGAUUGAGCGUAUGCUGCGAGAGGCCGGCUACCGCACCGGGCUCUUCACCUCCCCUCAUCUCAUUGACGUGCGCGAGCGCAUCCGUAUCAAUGGCGAGCCCUUGGACCGCGCCACCUUCUUGCGCAACCUGUGGUGGAUUUUUGACAAGCUGGAGGAGAAGGCUAGUGACGACUCUGGCAAGCCCGCCUACUUUCGCUUCCUCACGCUGCUCUGCUUCAAGGUGUUUCUGGAGCAGAAGGUGGACGUGGUGAUCCUGGAGGUGGGGCUGGGCGGGCGUCUGGACGCCACCAACUGCGUGCGGCAUCCUGUGGUGUGCGGCGUGAGCAGCCUGGGCUUUGAUCACAUGGAGCUCCUGGGCUACACACUCCCGGAAAUUGCGAGAGAAAAGGCGGGCAUCUUCAAGCCCGGGGUGCCAGCAUUUACAGUGCCGCAGCGCGAGGAUGCGGCGGAGGCGCUGCGUGAACGUGCGGCGGCGGUGGGGACGCCGCUGGCGCAGGUUCGCGCCUGGGAGGACUAUGCCGGAGCAGCAGAUGUGGUUCUGGGCCUGGCAGGCGAGCAUCAAAAGCUCAAUGCGGCGCUGGCAGCGGGCCACCUGCCGCCAGAGUACGUGGCAGGGCUGCAGGCGGCCAACUGGCCAGGGCGAGGGCACAUUGUGCACGAUGUGCAGGGACCAGGGCAGCGGCUUCCACGGCUGUCCUUCUUCCUGGAUGGAGCCCACACGGCAGAGAGCAUGGCCACCUGCGCCCACUGGUUUGCAGAUGCCAGCCAGCCGCCAGCGGCAGGCACAUCAGCAGCAGGAGUGGGUGCAGCGGGCCGGCCUGACACACAGCUGCAGCAGGGGCUGGUCACGCAGCGGAUCCUGCUGUUCAACUGCAUGCAGGAGCGCGACCCUCAGAACCUGCUUCAGCCCCUGGCGCAAGCGCUGACAGAGCGCCAGGUCAGCAUCCACCAUGCCCUCUUUGUGCCCCCCGAUUCUACCUACAUGAAGCUUGGCUCCAGCGCAGAGCCAGCCAACCUGACCUGGCAACACUCACUGCGCUCAGUGUGGGAGUCCAUGACCACCACAGCUGCAGGCAGCAGCGGCACCAUUGUACCCUUCCGCACCGCCGUGCUCCCCAGCCUGAGCGUCACCCUGGACUGGCUGCGGCGGUGUGUGCGCGAGAUACCCAACCUGCGAAUGCAGGUGCUGGUCACGGGCUCGCUCUACCUGGUUGGGGACCUCCUGAAAGCCCUGCAACAG
This is a messenger RNA of Chlorella variabilis, 1572 nucleotides long. RefSeq lists its product as hypothetical. NCBI's taxonomy places the organism in Eukaryota, Viridiplantae, Chlorophyta, Trebouxiophyceae, Chlorellales, Chlorellaceae. The record is from RefSeq and is a predicted model, not a curated record. Gene Ontology annotation, cellular component: mitochondrion; cytoplasm; cytosol. Gene Ontology annotation, molecular function: tetrahydrofolylpolyglutamate synthase activity; ATP binding. The annotation marks the transcript as partial. Gene Ontology annotation, biological process: tetrahydrofolylpolyglutamate biosynthetic process. The transcript has 9 exons.